CAAGACUCGAACCGCUCAGCACACCGACAUCCAGCUCUGCAUGGCGCACCCACACGCGGCCGCUGCGCCCCUCUACCCUUCAUCAGCUCCGGCACCGGCACGUCCCCACCGUUCGCACGACCACGCGCACCGAGGCCCGGCGAGGGCAGAGGGCGAGCUGAGCGAGACUGCCGUCGUCUGGGACACCGAGCUGCGCGAGUGGCGCUCGCAGGACGAGGCGGCGCAGGGGCUCGCGUCGCGAGCGAUGGACGAGCGAGCCGACGCCGUCGUCGAGGGCAGCGAGGACGAGGCGACGGUCGCACCUACGCGCUCGGUGUCGGUCGAGGCGGGCGAGAAGCGUGCCGGGGCAGGACCGGAGCUCGACCGCGCGAGGACCUUGACGGCCGCGACCGAGGAGGGCAAGGAGGGGAGGGAGGUCAUCUGGACCGAAUGGAACGCGGACGACAGGGAGAACCCGUUCAACUGGAGCCAGCGCAAGAAGUGGCAGACGUGCCUCAUCGCAUGCUUCUUCACCCUUUCUGCCGCCUACUCGGGUACGGCGUUCGCGAUGGGCACGCCGUCCCUCAUGCGCGACCUGAACGUCUCGCACGAGGUCGCGACACUCGGACUGUCCUUCUUUCCGCUCGGCUUCGCGCUCGGCCCUCUCUUCACGGCUCCUCUAUCCGAAGCCUAUGGACGCUACCCGCUCUACGUCAUCUCGUCACUCGUCUACCUCGUCUUCUUCAUCCCGACCGCGUACGGCCAGAAUAUUGCCACGGUCGUCAUCGCCCGCUUCAUCGGCGGUAUCGCUGCCUCGACGGGCUCGACGCUCGUCGGUGGGACCGUCGCCGACCUGUUCGACACGCACGAGCGCGGUCUGCCGAUGGCCAUCUUCAGCAUCAUGGCGUUCGCCGGAACGGGCCUCGGGCCUGCGGUCAGCGGGUACAUCGAGUUCAAGCUCGGCUGGAGGUGGAUCAGCUGGGUCCAGAUGAUGCUCUGCGGCGUCCUCACCGUCCUCAUCAUCCUCUUCACGCGCGAGACUCGCGGCAGCGUCAUCCUGUCGCGCCGGGCCCGCAAGAUGCGCAAGGACACGGGCGACGACCGGUACCAGUGCCGCAGUGACGCUGAGCGAGCGAGCCUGGCGGUCCUCCUCAAGGUCAGCAUGACGAGGCCCAUCUACCUCCUCUGCACCGAGCCGAUCGUCUUCUUCGUCUCGCUCUGGGCGGGUUUCUCCUGGGGAUCGCUCUAUCUACUCGUCGAGGCCGUUCCUCUCAUCUUUGGCAACGUCUACGGGUUCAACGCCGGCCAGGUCGGGCUCGUCUUCUACUCGGUCGUCGUCGCGACGUUCAUCGGCGCCGUCUCGAGCUACUACCAGGAGCGCCUGUACCGCAAGAACGUCGCAAAGCGCGGGCCCGAGGCGCGCCUGUACGCCUCGCUCAUCGGCGGCCUCGUCUUCCCGGCCGGCGCCUUCAUCCUCGCGUUCAGCCAAGGUCGAGGGCACUGGAUGGGCCCCGUCGUCGGCUUGACUUUGAUCUUCACCGGCGUCUACACGAUCUACCUGGCCGUCUUCAGCUACCUCGCCGACUGCUACACCAUUUACGCCUCGUCCGCGCUCAGCGGCCAGUCGCUCUUCCGCAACCUCGCAGCAUGCGGGUUCCCUUUGUUCUGCACGCAGAUGUACAACUCGCUCGGGUACCAAUGGGCGUCCUUCCUGGCGGGCUGCGUCGCGCUCGUCCUUGCGGCAACGCCGUGGGUCCUUUUCGCGUUCGGGCCCAAGAUCCGGGAAAAGAGCAACUUUGCGAAGGAGCUCGCCCGGAUGCGCGGCGAGGCGGCCUAGCCGCCCUCGCUCGCCGCCGCUCGAGUCCUCGCUUCUCCCAGCCCUCCUUAGACACGCACAUAGACCAUAGACGGGCGUCGGACGCUGUAGUGCAGAGACCUGAUUUUUCACGAG
Messenger RNA from Rhodotorula graminis WP1, 1930 nucleotides. RefSeq lists its product as uncharacterized. NCBI's taxonomy places the organism in Eukaryota, Fungi, Basidiomycota, Microbotryomycetes, Sporidiobolales, Sporidiobolaceae. Gene Ontology annotation, biological process: transmembrane transport. The coding region runs from base 41 to 1816 and encodes 591 amino acids. The record is from RefSeq and is a predicted model, not a curated record. The transcript has 15 exons. Gene Ontology annotation, molecular function: transmembrane transporter activity.